AUGUCUACCUUGAGGUCUGCAGUCUACGUGGCUCCGCCAAUUCCAAUCCCUGGGUUCCCCGGGGCGGUAUGGUCUCCGAUAUCUUGUACUCUGAUCUACUCAGAGACUGAGAUGGUUCUGGUCGACACGCCGAUCACCGUUCAGCAGACCAAUGCUUUGCUUGAUUGGAUCCAAGACAUCGCGCCGAAGAGACAGCUGCGGUACAUUUAUGUGACCCAUGGUCAUGGCGAUCAUUGGUUCGGGAUUCCCAUCAUCCUGCAGCGCUUCCCGGAGGCCGUUCCCCUUGCUACACUGGGUACAGUCAAGCAUAUGGAGCAACAAAUCGAGGAAAAAUACUUCAAGGAGAUAUGGGAGUCGCGUUUUCCCAACGAUAUCCCCAAGCCAUUCAAACUUGCGACCCCAAUUCCUGAUGAAUGGAACCUCAAAUUUAAGCUCGGCGACACAUGGCAUUUCCAGGUCGUGGAAUGCGGCCACAGCGAUACACAUGACUCGACAGUUCUCUGGGUUCCGCAGCUGAAACUCGCCGUGUGCGGGGAUGUCAUCUACGGGCAGGUCCAUCAGAUGUUGAUGGAGGCGAAUACAAAGGCAAAGCGGGAGGAAUGGCUGCGAGCCAUCGACAGGGUUGAGGCAUUGAAUCCCUCCUACGUUGUGCCAGGCCAUAAGCGUGCGGAGGAAAUCGACGGUGUUUGGCACAUCGAGUCGACAAGAAAGUAUAUCCAAGACUUUGGUGAGGUUCUCGCGUCUGACCCCAAGAAUGAGAAGGAGAUCUUCGACAAGAUGUGCAAGAUCUACCCUUAUCGGUUCAAUCCUGGGGCGUUGAUACUCAGCUCGCAAGGUGCCUUCAUGGUGCCUAAACAUUCACGUAUUUGA
Messenger RNA from Fonsecaea monophora, 870 nucleotides. RefSeq lists its product as hypothetical. Bases 1 to 870 code for a protein of 289 amino acids. The record is from RefSeq and is a predicted model, not a curated record. Lineage: Eukaryota; Fungi; Ascomycota; Eurotiomycetes; Chaetothyriales; Herpotrichiellaceae. The transcript has a single exon.